Eupeodes corollae is the source of this 4340-nucleotide messenger RNA. RefSeq names its product 5-hydroxytryptamine receptor 2A (gene 5-HT1A). Gene Ontology annotation, biological process: adenylate cyclase-activating adrenergic receptor signaling pathway. Gene Ontology annotation, molecular function: G protein-coupled receptor activity. The transcript is spliced from 11 exons. The record is from RefSeq and is a predicted model, not a curated record. Bases 1900 to 3837 code for a protein of 645 amino acids. Lineage: Eukaryota; Metazoa; Arthropoda; Insecta; Diptera; Syrphidae. Gene Ontology annotation, cellular component: membrane.
AAAUAAUUGUCAGUUUGCCGAUUGAAGUUCGAGUGUGUGGUUUAUUCUUUUCGCGCGGCUCUCGUUUUAAGAAAAAAAGAAACUAAAUCACAAUAAAUUCAAAAUACAACAAAAAAGGAACAAUGCAUAAAGCUUAAUUUCUCCGGACUUGAGAAGUUCCCUUUGAUGUGUUGAGCAAAGCAGAAUAUGAAUAAUAAAUACAAAAAAUAAAUCAGGAUAAAAUAAAUAAAAAGGAUAUUUCUAAAGAAUAAUAUUCAGUGUCGCAUUUAUGGAACAACAAAAAAUUACAAUACAAAAUAUUAAAAAAUAAAUAGAAAUAGAAAUAAAAAUAAAGAAGAAAGUGUGCUGUGAAUUUGUGAUGCUGGUGGUGUCUGUAUUCUUUAUUUUUGUUCAUGUAGUUGUUGUUGGUCUUAUUUGUCAUUGAAAUAAAAUUGAAGUGUCAAGAAAAUAAGGAAAAUCACAUCGGAAAAAAAUAAUAAAAAAAAAUAAUAGGCUAAUAAUUAUUAUUGAUCGUGAAACUAUAAGUGCUCAAAAGGAUUCUCAAUUGGAUUACUAUCUUUAGAUUGGUGUUCGAAGCGGUAAAAUUAUUUGGUGCUGUCUUGGUGUUGAAGAAGUUUUCGGGAAUGCAAGAAAAAGAUGGAUAAAUGAACAACACACUAUGAGGGGCGAAAUGCCCCAAUGUUAGUAGCAAUUAUGCUUACGAAGAAACAGCUGCUGUGUUCAACAUCAUCAACAGUUAUAACAAAGAGAAAAAGAAAAAAUAUAAAAACAAAAAUAAGAACAAUACAAAAUAGAAGCAGAAGCCAAAUGAAGAGAAUUCAAGAAGUCGAAUGCAACAUUCAAAAAAACACCAAUCUCCAAUAACAUCUGCUUCUCUAUUUAAAAACAAACAAACAAAAAUAUAAAACAUAUAUUAUACACACACUUUUACAUACUCAGCUACUAAGUGAAAUAUUUUCAUUGUCAAAGUUCAAGGAAUUUACUUCCAUUUCCAUCACAUCUCUAACCACUACCAUCAUCAUCACCAAAUCCCAUAGCAAAAUAUCUAAACAUCCAGUAUCUAAUACACGCAGACAUUUCUACUCUGUGAUCCUGAGAGCUAAGGACGAAUACGAAAAUCAAACUUCACUUCGUGACUUUACACCGCCCGACCCCUUCUGCUGUUGUAUACUGUUAAAGUAUUUAGAUCAUCAUCAUCAUCAUCCCCAUAAGUACCAUCGGCAUCGCAUAUAUAGGAUAGCAACGCUAGAACAGCACCACCGACUUUACGCUACGAUAAAAUUGCAAACGACACAUACCCGCUUCCAUACCAAAAUAAGUUCAGAGUAAAAAAGGAUAAUAAUAUCUCAUAUACGCCACUGAGAACCGAAAAAAAAAUUACGCAGGACUUAGACACAAAUCCUUCAAUUGACGUCGAUACAUGAACACAAAUUCGGUCCAAAAUAUACUCACACAUUCUCUCAUACACACACACACACAGAAACACACACAUGUGCACAUGGGAGAUGUGGAAAAUCCUCACAUUGUGUAUGCCAAAAAGGACCAAUAUGUGUACCCUAUACGAGGAACGUCAAAUAAAAUACAAUAAAAGUGCUGCAUAAGGGCCAAGACCAACACCAAAAACAAGGACCAGAAUCAGCAGCCCUACGAACACGAACUCUGGCAAGGAAAGGCAAGGCGUUCUGAGGCGAGAAAAACAGAAAUAGGAGCAGUAGCAGGAGCAGGAGCAAAAGCGGAAGCAGUGGCAGUGGAAACAUUCAAACACUGCCAUCAUUCGGUUUAUAUUUUUGUUCUCAAAAAUUUAUAUUAUUUUUGUUUUGUUUUUCGUUCGGUUUUCGUCGUACCUACAGUUUUAUUUUUUCGUCGUCGCAAAAAAAGCAAACGGAAGUUUCCACCGAAAUGAGCAUGGAGACUAAAACGCUAUUAAGGGAUGCCUUUGGUUACGUUUUCAUAGACAACGGCAGCCCCGAUUCAUAUCUCAUCUCCAACGAGGUAGAUAGCUAUUUUCUUAACAAUACAACACUACAAGAUGCCAAUAUUGGGACAUUAUUCAACGACAGCAAUAAUGGCAGCAAUUCUAAUGCCAACCUGUUCCUAUUCAAUACUAGCAUUAAUCAGAGCGGCCUUUUUGAUAACAACAAUGAGACCGAUACCACCGCCGAGGAUAUUGCCGAGCUUAUUCGAAUGGCAUUCACAUCUGUGCUGCUGGGCUUAAUGAUUCUCAUAACAAUAAUUGGCAACGUUUUUGUAAUUGCAGCUAUAAUUCUGGAGCGGAACUUGCAAAAUGUUGCUAAUUAUCUGGUAGCUUCGCUGGCCGUUGCGGAUUUAUUCGUUGCCUGUUUAGUGAUGCCAUUGGGUGCUGUUUAUGAGAUUAGUCAAGGAUGGAUACUUGGACCAGAAUUAUGUGACAUUUGGACGUCGUGUGAUGUCCUGUGUUGUACGGCUUCCAUUUUACACUUAGUAGCAAUAGCAACAGACAGAUACUGGGCGGUAACGAAUAUAGACUAUAUGCAUUCGAGAACAAGUAAACGAGUCUUCAUAAUGAUAUUUCUCGUUUGGUUUUGUUCGGUGAUUGUAUCAUUAGCGCCGCAAUUCGGUUGGAAAGAUCCUGAAUACUUACAAAGAAUUGAACAACAAAAAUGUAUGGUAUCACAGGAUGUAUCAUAUCAGGUUUUUGCGACGUGUUGCACGUUUUAUGUUCCACUCACAGUGAUAUUAGUUUUAUAUUGGAAAAUCUAUCAAACAGCGAGAAAACGGAUACAUAGGCGAAGACCAAGACCAAUAGAUGUAUCUGCUAAUAAUAAUCAGCCUGCGUUAUCACAAAAAAAGAGAAAUCGCUUAAAACUUCGGAUAGGGAAAUGCUCAGAUAAAGGAAAAUCAGCCGCCUCGUCCUUGGGCUUAGUCGAGGGUAUUUCAACAAACACAGUUAACACAGUCGAGGACACCGAAUUUAGCAGUAGUAAUAUGGACAGCAAAAGCCGCGGCUUCACAGAGGUGACUACAAAUUUUUCUAAUCACUAUGAGGCACCCACAUCAUCCACUAGUCAAAUUUCAACCGUUUCUCAUCUCGUAGCAAUAGCCAAUCAAACAGCGAACAAAACUGAACAUAAUCAAAAUUUACAACAGCAACAAAAUCAACCGCAGCAAAUGGCACAAACCCCCUCAUCAAUAUCGACAUCAACGUCAACGUCAACGUCCACGACGAUAACGACAACAGCUACUGCUGCGGUAGCGGCAACAACUGACCGAGCGACCGUAAUCCCUAGUGAUGUCCUUGAAGAGCCUCAUCACGAGCUGUCCGAGUCACACAGCCAUCCCGCCGCCAUUGCCGCACAGCCAUCACAUGCCACCACCUCAACAGCAACAACAAUCACCUCAAUAUCAGCGCUCUCGCCUCAGACUCCCAUCAACCCGACAGGGGGCACUGUUGCAGCUACCGGCCUGUCAUCCUCAUCGAAUCAGGUGACACCGGUGCCACAAAACAAGCAAUCUCAUCAAAACCUGUCAAGUAUACCAAAUCCCCAAUCGAAGGUGACCAAACGCAAGGAGACCCUCGAAGCGAAGCGCGAACGUAAGGCGGCCAAAACGUUGGCCAUUAUAACGGGUGCCUUCGUAGUAUGCUGGCUGCCGUUCUUCCUAAUGGCCCUCCUGCUGCCGCUCUGCGAGGACUGCAAUUUCAGUGAUGCUGCUGCCUCGUUCUUCCUGUGGCUUGGCUACUUUAAUUCGACCCUGAAUCCGGUUAUAUACACGAUUUUCAGUCCCGAGUUUCGGCAGGCUUUCAAGCGUAUUCUCUUCGGGGGACAUCGGCCCGUACACUAUCGCAGUGGGAAAAUAUGAACAUGGCCUAUUGCUGCGCUGCUCCUGUCGUUGGUUGUUAUAAGUGUUGUUGUUCUUUAUGAGGGAUGGCGUCGACGGUGAUUCUCAUCAAAAUUACGAUUUUUCAAUAACCUAUCUUGGGCUUCAAAAUACUUCCAAAAGACUUCAAGCCUGGGAUAAGGGCAAUACAUAUUUCAUUUUAACUUAUCAUACCAACAUAUACAUAAUUCGCAUGAUUUUUUCUAAACUUAAUAAAACAAAUAUUUUUUUAUAUUUUUGUAUUCUAUUCAAAAUAAAAAAGCAACAAAAAAAACUAUAAAUAAAUCAUCAAAAAAUGUGUAAAUCAAAUCAAUAAUUUUAAGACAAAAACAAACAAACAAAAUUUAGUUUUGUCUGUAAAUAGCGAAGAAUAAAUAAUUGUGUAUAUCUUAUAAAUAAUAUUAAAAUAAUUAUAAAUUCUGUAAAAUUGAACAUAAAAUUUUGUUUAUUUGUAAUUUUAAUUGUUAAUAUAAAUUAAUUUGUAA